Molecule: messenger RNA, 764 nt
Organism: Vicia villosa (hairy vetch)
Lineage: Eukaryota; Viridiplantae; Streptophyta; Magnoliopsida; Fabales; Fabaceae
Exons: 6
Coding region: 53-649 (198 amino acids)
Biological process (GO): proteolysis
Molecular function (GO): cysteine-type peptidase activity; deNEDDylase activity
Source: RefSeq, a predicted model, not a curated record
ACUUGAUGACUUGGAGGAGAUUUUUAAGCAUGAUCAACUAGGCGUCAAUAACAUGCACUCAUACAUUCGGUUGUUGUAUGACAGAGUGUUGCGCGGGACUCCGUUGUCUAACAGAUUCCGUUUCGUGUCUUCCGCCCACUGCAGCGGAAUGGCAAUUGAUUCGGAACCGGAAUCAGUUAGACAGCGCUUAGUAGAUAGAUUCAUGUCCACCGGCAAUACAGAAUGUCUGCAUCUUUGGGCGUAUAAUACCCGACCAGUAGGAGCACACUGGUUGCUGCUUGCUAUCAACCCUAUAAGGGAAGUCGUGUAUUAUCUGAAUUCGGUAAAUGGUGAAUGGACCAAUUAUCCGGCCAUGAAGGACAUCGUUGAUUUAUCAAUACAAGUGUUCCGAAGUCAACGGGACGCACAGGUAUCCCGAACUAAAUCUAGCAACAUUACUUGGAUCCAAGUGCAGUGUCCGCAACAGAAAAACAGUUACGAUUGCGGAUACUUUGUAUUGAGGUUUAUGAAAGAAAUCCUUCAGGCAAAUCAAUUAGAGAUUCCGCUCACGUACCUUGACGAAUUCCGUGCCGCUGGAUACCCGAGACUUAAGUUGGAAGAAAUAAAAGAGGAUUUGUGUCAUUUUUAUAUUAAGCGCUUUUUCAUGUAGGAUUUGUGUCGAAUUGAAGUACUAUAAUAUUAUUGAUGUUGUAAUGAUGUAUAUAUAUAAUUUUGGAUAUUAUAAUGGUAUUAUAUUAGUAUAUAUAUAUAUUGAAUCUACUGAU